Molecule: messenger RNA, 4665 nt
Organism: Megalobrama amblycephala (Wuchang bream)
Lineage: Eukaryota; Metazoa; Chordata; Actinopteri; Cypriniformes; Xenocyprididae
Product: NACHT, LRR and PYD domains-containing protein 3-like
Exons: 10
Coding region: 527-3511 (994 amino acids)
Molecular function (GO): protein binding
Source: RefSeq, a predicted model, not a curated record
GUAAAAACAACUUAUAUUUAACAAAAGAAAAUGACAUGUAUGGGUAGCGCAAAUAUGACUUAAGCCCCGCCCCUCACUUCCUGUUCUGGUGCUGCGGGUUUGCAGCUGGAUCUCGAACAACCCCGCAGCCCAGAGCGCGCAGUUCCAUUACCAACUCAAUGCAACAUGGCCGCCCGUCACGUGCUCUUCCAGCGAUCUGAUAAUGGUGUGGGAAUUUAACCGAUCCAGCCCUAAAGGUUCAGUGGAUUACAGCAGUAAAUCUGUGAAUCCAGCGGGAGGAAAAUUCUGUCGUGAUUUGAAAAUGUGUCACUGAUUGGGAGCAUCAAAUAGCAAAUUUUCACUUCCUGUACGUGAAAGAAAGUGAAAGAAAUUUCAGUUCAACAUGACAGUUCAGAGGAGUAAAAAGGACGAUCUACAUUAUCUGAGAAGUGAAAGAAGUUUCCGCACUCUUGUCCAACACAACAGUUCAGAGGAGGAGAAAAGAAGAUCUACAAAUAUUAUCUGAGCUAUUAAUCAGUGAAGGGCGAUGCCAUCUGUUAAAGAGCUACUCAAGAAAUCACUGGAUGAACUGGAAGAAGUUGAACUAAAGACGUUUCGGUGGCACUUAAGGAAUGAUCAUGAGGGUAUAUCAAAGUCUGACAUGGAGAAUACAGAUAGGUUAAAAACUGUGGAUAAGAUGGUGGAGUGUUUUGGACCAGAAGAAGCUGUGAAGAUCACUGUGGAGAUCCUGAGGAAGAUGAACCAGAAUAAUCUGGCUGAGCAUCUGGAGAACAAACACAAGCAAGGCUUAACUACAGACGACAGACGAGCUAUUCUUCAUGAUUACACAGAGAUCAUCCGCAGACUGAAGAACAAGUUAAAACAGGACUACAAGCGGAUAUUCAUUGGUAAUUCACAGACGGGUCAUAAGAAAAACCUGAACGAUAUUUACACUGAUUUAUAUGUAGUGGAGAAUGAGACUGGGGGAAGAGAAAAUAACCACGAGGUGAUACAGAUCAAUUUUAAUCAAAAACAAUGUGAUGCCAGGGACACACCAAUCCAGUGCAGUAAUGUUUUUAAAGUCCAUGAGGAUCAACAAAACAAAAAGGUGAUGACGUUGGGGAUCGCAGGAGUAGGAAAAACUGUGUCUGUCAAUAAAUUCAUCCUUGAUUGGGCUGAAGGAAAAGAAAAUCAGGAUAUAAACUUCAUUUUUCCUCUGCCGUUCCGUCAGCUAAACCUGAUUACAGAGAACUGCAGUCUCAUGGGACUGCUUAACAAACGCUUCUUUAAUGAUCCUAAAGAACUGCCCUCUCUUCCUGAAGAUGAUGGUAAGGUCUUGUUCAUUUUUGAUGGGCUGGAUGAAUGUCGCUUACCUUUGAACUUUAAAGAGAGUGACAGAAUUACAAAUGUUCACAAAAUAACAACAGUGAGUAAGAUAAUAACAAACCUUAUCAAGACAGACCUGCUUCCCUCUGCUCUCAUCUGGAUCACAUCCAGACCAGCAGCAGCCAGUCUGAUACCCCGAAACUACAUUGAUCAAAUGACUGAAGUGCGAGGAUUUAACAAUGAGCAGAAAGAGCAAUACUUCAUCAAAAACAGCAGUUCUGAGGUUUCUGAAAACAUCAUCCGUCACAUCAAGAAAUCCAGGAGCCUGUACAUCAUGUGCCAUAUCCCUGUCUUCUGCUGGAUCUCUGUCACUGUUCUUCAGCCUUUACUGGCUCAAGAGAGCAAUGACAAAACACCCACAACUCUCACAGGAAUGUACACAAGCUUCUUAAUUUCUCAGCAGCAACAAAUGAAAGAAAAAUACUGUGAUGACCCUGAACCCAAAGUCAAUGCAAUGUCUUUUGAUGAGAUUAUUCUGAAGCUUGGGAAAUUAGCCUUUCAACAGCUGGAGAAAGGAAACCUGAUUUUCUACAAAGAAGAUCUUGAGGAAUGUGGACUAGAUGUCAGUGAAGGGUCUGUCUACUCUGGGUUAUGUACUCGAAUGUUUCAGGAGGAAAAAGCUGUUUCAGCAAGAAAUGUUUACAGCUUCGUACAUCUCAGCAUCCAGGAGUUCCUUGCUGCUCUUUAUGUGUUUUUGAUUAACAGAGACAAGAAUGAAAACCCAUUUCUUCAAUCAUGGACAGAAAAACUAACGUGGAAACUCUCCAAAAAGCCACUGUUUAAACUUCAUAAGGCUGCAGUCAACAAGGCUUUAGAAAGCAAGAACGGACACCUGGAUCUUUUCCUCCGAUUCCUCCUAGGUCUUUCACUGGAGUCCAAUCAGAGUGACCUGAAUGAACUACUGCCAAAACUGAAACUGAAAACAGAGAACAUUAAAGACACUGUUGACUAUAUCAAAAAGAAGAUACAGAUGGAGAAAUCAGUAGAGAGGACCAUCAAUCUCUUCUACUGUCUGAGUGAAAUGAAAGAUGACUUUGUGGAGGAAAUCCAGAAGAAUCUGAUAUCAGGAAAUCUUUCAGCACAGAAUCUCUCCUCUGCUCAGUGGUCUGGUCUGGUGUUUGUGCUCCUCAUGUCAGAAGAGACUCAAGAGAAGUUUGAACUGCAGAAAUACAGAAGAUCUGAUGAAGCACUGAUGAGACUGCUGCCAGUGAUCAAAAACACCAGAAGAGCACUGCUCCAGUGCUGUAAUCUAACUUUUCAUUGUUGUAAGAGUUUGUCUUCAGUUCUACAAUCCUCAAUCUCUUUCCUGAGAGAGCUGGACCUGAGUAACAAUGACCUGCAUGAUUCAGGAGUGAAGCUUCUUUCUGAUGGACUGAAGAGUCCAAACUGUCAGCUGGAGAUACUGAGGUUGUCUGGCUGUAUGGUGACAGAGGAAGGCUGUGGUUAUGUGUCUUCAGCUCUGAGUUCAAACCCCUCACAUCUAAGGGAGCUGGAUCUGAGCUACAAUUACCCAGGAGAUUUAGGAGUCAAGCUGCUUAAUGAAAAACUGGAGGAUCCAAACUGCACAUUGGACAAACUCAAUGUGAAUCAUGGAGGAGAGAUCAGGAUUACAGCAGUGCCACGAAGAUAUUCCCAUCAGUUCACUCUGGAUCUGAACACAGUUAAUAAACUCCUCCGUCUGUCUGAGAAGAACAGAAUGAUUAAAUUCACUGACACAGUGCAGCCGUAUCCUGAUCAUCCAGAUAGAUUUGAUUAUUAUCAUCAGGUGUUGUGUAGAGAGAGUAUGAGUGGACGCUGUUACUGGGAGAUUGAGUGGAAGGGGAAUAAUGUGUGUAUAUCAGUGUCAUAUAAGAGCAUCAGCAGGAAGGGUAAAGAGUGUGUGUUUGGAUGUAAUGAUCAGUCCUGGAGUUUGAUCUGCUCUUCCUCCAGUUACUCAUUCAUACACAAUGACAUACGGACUGAACUCCCUGUAAAGCCCAUCAGCCGUAGAAUCGGAGUGUAUGUGGAUCACAGAGCAGGAACUCUGUCCUUCUACAGCGUCUCUGGAGACACAAUGAUCCUCAUCCACACAGUCCAGACCACAUUCACUCAACCGCUCUAUCCUGGGUUUGGGGUUUAUUCUCGAUCAUCAGUGAAACUGUGUUGAUGAAUCAGACUGUAGAGAGAUUAUACCCAUAAUGCUUUGAGCUCAUGAUGAAUCAGUGACUGUCACACUUGACUAGAUGAUCCAAAAUAAGAGGCUCAACACAUAAAGACGAUGAACACUUAUAUUUACAGUUUUUUCAACACAUCUCAAAAUCACCAUUUGUCUCGUGUCACAAACACCUUUGUCAUAAUAUUGUAUUUUUAUAUUUUUUGGUCUAUCUUUAUUCCGGGCUGGCAAACAAGAUGCUGUAAUAAUUUCCUAAAAUGUAAUUUGUGUGUUCUGCCUCUGCUGCCUCUGUUAGAGGCUGUGCAUAAUUUGUGAUGGACAUUUGCAUAUAUAAACAUUAUAUUUUCAUGAUUGUUUAAUAUUCUUUAUAAGUUUCAUUUUAUCUGUCACUAUUAUGCAAGUUCCUAUGUGAGGACUUUUAUUUUGAUAUGUUUCCACGAGCACCGCACAUUGGGUAACAGGAAAUAGCAAGCUUAUGGCGCAGCAAACUGUUAACAUGUUUUUGUUGCAUCUGAUUCCAUCAUCCUUCUAAACCCUGUCGAAAGCAAUGGCUGUAUAGUAAUCUGUCUGACGGGUCUCCGGAGGCGGGGCCUACAACAGAUUCUUGGGGGCUCAUCCGGGAUCCACUCCAUGUGAUCGGAGCAAUGAGACAAGAGGGUGUGUGCCAGGCAAUCUGUGAGCGCUGUAUUUAUCCUGAGGUCGAGGCUAUCACAGAAGGGACAACAGAGGGUGACAUAAUGGCAGAUCUUUCAAGGAAGCAGCUGGUGUGGGACAUCAAGAGAGAGUUAAUUUCCUUACCUGUUGACGAACUGUUCCGCAUUGCCAAGGUUAUCAGGUCAACACCUAGACAUGGCGCCAGUGAACUGGAUCUGGAUGACAGUGGGGUUUGUUUUGACCAUAUCAAUGCAUUCAUGUCCAGUGAACUUUUGCUAAAGACUAAGGACCAAAGUAUGAGUGAACUGUUGUCAUUGCAAGAGAUGGUAAAAUCAGCAAAACAGAUUUGCACAACUACAUCUGAUGUUGAUACAAACACUCACCCUACACAUGUGUUACAAUCACCCACCACUCAUGACACUUAUCAGACACCACAACAUGUUGCACCUGACUCAGGGAAUGUUAAAGGGAUAGUUCACCCAAAAAUGAAAAUU